Brienomyrus brachyistius is the source of this 6396-nucleotide messenger RNA. It is a transcript of the gene otos, whose product is annotated as otospiralin. The coding region runs from base 5917 to 6189 and encodes 90 amino acids. Gene Ontology annotation, biological process: T cell activation; sensory perception of sound. The record is from RefSeq and is a predicted model, not a curated record. Gene Ontology annotation, cellular component: external side of plasma membrane. The transcript is spliced from 13 exons. NCBI's taxonomy places the organism in Eukaryota, Metazoa, Chordata, Actinopteri, Osteoglossiformes, Mormyridae.
UCAAAGGAUAGAUUGCCAGAAGAUACACUUACCAUGACAUCUUGCCUAAGACUGCUACACAUGUUAUGUGGGGUUUAAAGUCCCACCUUACGCGGUGCAAAUGAGUCGGCGCAUUCUUAAGAAAUGUAAGUUUUUAACAACUUUGUAACAACUUAGGUCUAUGAUGAGUUGUAGCAGCAUCAUCAUAAGCAUUGGCGUAAAUCAAGAAGAGUAGGCAGAAAUCCGCGCAAACGAUCUGGGAGCUGUUCAAAGUGAAGUUUUCAUAACAAUACAAUUCAAAACGACAAUUUCACGAACCGCUUGUCUUCAAUCAAACAUCAGAGGAAACUCGCGACUCCCGGAGCGAAGGUGAUAUUGGACUGUAUUGUUUUGUCCACAAAAGAUGAGAACUAAAAAUCCACAUCUUCUACUAAUAGUGUACCUGUGCUGGGGAAGCCAGGGACAGCCGACAGAAUCUGCUCCUUCCAUCACCAGCGUUACAGUGGGAGGGAGCUUCCAGUUUUCCUUCACACCUGGGGGGAACCAAAGCUACAGGGUUGAGUUGAAAUUUAACUCCAUGGUGCUGAUUGUUACAAGGAUCUUUCAGUCAUCCCCAUUUAUAAAUGUAAACUACUUGAGCCAGUUUCUAAACCCAGUAUCACUGCUGAGUGUCUAGGCAGCAACGUCACUCUAGCCUGCAAUAGCAGUCAGGGGACCAAUGUGGAAUACGUCUGGGAAGCUGCGCCCCCUUGUGGAGCCUAAGUUCCAGAAGUGGAACCUAAGAUUUUAUUUAUUUGAAUCCCUUUCCUGAGAGCUUCACCAUAUGAAUAUUCUUCUGAGAUGGUGAAAAAAGACAACAAAGAUGUGUGAAAUUGCUGCCAAAAUUCUUGAUAAAAAUGAAAUCCAUAGAAAACGUUUGCCUUUUAGAGGGAACACAUCUUCGUUUCGGCAAGUAUUACACAUGGGCGUGGCUUUGGCCUUACGAAAGGGGCGGGUUGAAUGUCAAAUCCCGCCUUCCUGCAGUUACGGACCUCUGGAAACCCCACAGUGGAAUGUGGCAGGACAGACAUGCGGGUUACAACCAAUCACACACAUAAGCGCGAGCAUACGAAUAUAAGGAAGUUUAUUCAUAAAAUGUGGAUUUGGAUUCUAUGAAACACAGCACAAGUAAGUGAUAUGAAUACUCUGAUUUAUGUAUGGAGCAUUAUAUAGAUUUUUUGCUAGUCCCUUAUGUAUUUAGCGUACCGGACAACUUAAUAUUAAUUAUGGUAUGGAUAUUAGAGAGUAUUAGCGGCCUAACUAGUAGUACGAUAUGCAUGCUUGACUGUCUUUCUGAUGAAGUAGUUUGAAUGGAUAUUUCUAAAUCAGAAUCGCAUUCAAUUCAUCGAUCGUGGAGAGCAGAGUUAAAGUGAUUAUUACAUUGUUGCCUGUUACAUUAAUGUAUUUAAAAGACGCUUUGUUCAAAAGCAGCGUCCCGUCAUGUGUCUGCAAAUAGUCAAUCGAAUACUGUACAGUGCACUGUGUAUGCCAAACCGAAGGCUCCAUAAAUGUUUACAGCACUUCAUUUCACUAAGAACACGAUAUUAACUCCAUAGCACCUAUAUUUAUUUAAUCCUACUGAAGUCUAGUUUCGGGAGGCUGAUGUUCGCUUUUUAUUCGCAACUUCUGUUGGAUGGGAGUCUUCGCGUUUUCACUGUUUAUAACUUAAGGCUUUUUCAAAAUACAAACGUAUGAGUAGAACGUUUAAACUAAUUUCUGGGCGAUUUGUGAAAUACAUGUAUGAAUUAUAUACGUGUUGCAGCUUAAACAUUAUUCAUUCCAUGGUAGCUGCGAAAAAGAAACUAACCGCAGCCUCGUAGUGACACUCGGGUAACUAAAAAAACAAAGGGAGAAAGGUCGCACUUUGCAGAAUCAAUGAGACUCAUCUUCGGUGGCACUUUACUGGUGGGUGUUACGCCCCAGCCUAGGGCUGAGACGUUAUCAGGUAUGGGAAAAGUUAAAUUGUAUUAUUUAACACUUAAUACAGAAACACCAAUGUGAGCUUCAGGAGUGACCCAGGCCAAAACAAACAAAACAGGUGACUGACUAAGUGCAUAAAACCUGGGACUAGAUCCCUGGAGCAUGGAACCUAGAAAAGAUGCAGCAACAAACAGACUGUAACAUGAGGUCACAAGUGAUUUCAGUCAGGGGCGGACUGACAAUCGGGAGCACCGGGACAUUUCCCGGUGGCCUGACGGUCGUUCUGGCCUGCCGGCUGCCGCUGUGCAGACGAUCAGCCUGGCAUGUGAUAGGCUGGUGUGCAACUACGAAUUAAUUGACGGAUCUCUCAAUCUACGAAUCAGGCAAUGGCGGAGGGAAAAUUACACUCCCACAUGACCCAACGCCAGCGACGCACUGCCUAAUAUCUGCCUAUAUCCAGAGAGAGAGUAAAUGACUAAAUCGUUCAAAAAAUGGAGCGUAAACGCAGAGGAGGAGCAGAGAGGGAGCGUGUAAAAAGGAAAAAAGCCCUGGCCGCAGACGCAGCAAGCUGCUGCAAAAACCCAGCAAUGUUCGCCAGUAAGGGAACAGGUCGGUCAAGAUUACAUUUACAUUAUAUUUAUAAUAAUUUGGCAGACGAACACUUUCAUCCAAAUCACUUAGAUAAUCACAAUAGAUAAAAUUAAACCAACAAACGAGCAACAAUAUGUAAGUGCUGCUGUGCUGUGUCAAGUUUCGUUUCGUCUACAUGUAGCAUAUUUUUUAUAUAAUAAAUAAAAAUGAAUAAAAAGUAGACAGAAUAGUGUUAGUGGGUCAAAUUGUUUUAAAUAAUAAAUCAAGUAGAUGGAAUGGAAAAGAAUACAGUAUUAGUUAUUUUGAUUUUUCAUUUGUAGUCUACAAUAGGUAGCCUACAAUGUUUGUUUGUUUGUUUAUUUAUUUAUUUUGAAAAGGUGACGAAGGAAGCAGCAGUAGCACUAGUGUUGCAAAUGCUCCUGCUGUUGAGCUAGAGGUGGUGGACAGUUCAGCGUUUGAGUCAGAGCAGGAACCUUCAGGUAAAGUUUAAGAUAAGCAAAACUAAACAUGCAGGCAGCAGGCUAUACUUUUUAAACAACAUGUGCUUUUUAUGAUUUAUAAGAUCAGUAGUAGGACUGUGAUUUUGGGGACAUACAACUGAUGGCUGCACAAUUAUAAAUACAGAUUAUUGAACCCGCUUAUUUCAUAUUGCAGAGCAACUAGAUGUGCAGAGUGAGAGAGAGAAUGAUUCAGGGAAAGGUGAAGGAGACAGUGAAAGCCUUGAUAUCUCUUUUGAUUAUUUUGCCCGUCCACAGUCUAAAGAUUUAGAUUUUUUUUUAAGUAUCACCCAAUUCAAACAUCUGAAAGAGCCAUUUCUGAUGUAUUCCAUUCAAAAGAUGGCACGAACAGAAAAUGGCUGACAUACAAUGAAAGUAAUCACUCCCUAUUCUGCUCAGUAUGUCUUGCAUUUGCAAAACCUUUAGGCAGUGACAGUGCAUUUGUCAAAGGAGGUAUGCAGGCCUGGAAACAUGCCCAUCAGAGAGUACAGGAACAUGAGAGUAGCAGUAUCCAUAGAGAAAGUGCUGAAGCCUUUUUUCUUAGAGUCAACAAAGCAGAUAUCCAUACCCUUCUGACUGAUCCAUCAAAUGUCUGUCCAUCGAGACCAGGUUAGAAAGAGAAGGCAGGUCUUGGAACGUGUGAUUGAUGUAGUGAAAGUUAUUGGUAAAUGUGACUGCAGCAGCAGAAGUGGCCUGGGAGUGGAGUCAAAUUCCCGGCCUGAAUUAUUGUCCCAGUCCGCCACUGCAUGUAACAUUGAGCAGAUACUGCAAAUCACUUCAGAAGCUGAGAGACCAGGGGUCCAGUGAUCUUCCAAGUGUAGGUUACCGCAGUAGCAACAAAGUUUUCUCUGAGGUGCAGGAGAAGGUGCUGGCUGGCUAUUUGACUCAGGCAGCAGACCUGUAUUAUGGACUGACUCCACGUGAGCUCUUUUCUCUCCCCCAAAAUGAGAGAUGAGAAUCCAGACCUCAGUGUAUCGGCAUGGAUUACUAGAGCAAAGAGCUGCCUUCUACUGUUAGUGUACCUGUGCUGGGGAAGCCAGGGACAGCCGACAGAAUCUGCUCCUUCCAUCACCAGCGUUACAGUGGGAGGGAGCUUCCAGUUUCCCUUCACAACUGGGGGGAACCAAAGCUACAGGGUUGAGUUGAAGUUUAACUCCACUGUGCUGAUUGUUACAUGGAUCUUUCAGUCGUCCCCAUUUAUAAAUGUAAACUACGAGGGAAGAGUGAAGAUUCUGGAAAACCUGGUACAGCUGGAUAACUUACAGCUUUCAGACUCAGGAUUUUAUGAUCUAUAUGUAGAUUAUCUUACUGGAAAAAGGGGGCGAUACAGAAGGUUUCGUAUACAGGUUUUUGAGCCAGUUUCUAAACCCAGUAUCACUACUGAGUGUCUGGGCAGCAACGUCACUCUGGCCUGCAAUAGCAAUAAAGGGACCAAUGUAGAGUACGUUUGGAAAACUGCGCCCCCUUGUGGAGAGAGCUGCUUGGUGCAUCUUGGGCCUGUUGUUGAAAUACCCCAGUCUGAUGCACCGAGCUCCUUAUAUUAUACAUGUACGGCUCAGAACGAAUUCAGCAAUGAGACCAGUGACCCUUUGGAGCUGAAAUUAUGCUCCACACAGCCAGCAGGUCGCAGAUGGACCAUGAUCCUGUUUGCAGUAAUAUCAGUAGUAGUUCUUACUGGAGCUGUGAUCUGCAUAGAAAUAUGGAGGAAGGGAAGGACCAGACAACAACAAAAAUAUAGGUCCAGCUGAGCCAAGUAGAGAUGAAGGUCUCUUAGCAUCUCCUGCAGUAGAACUCCAGGGCUGAUCUACAGGAGAGGAAGACGAGGACCAUCCAUCUUCCUACUACUUACCCCCCCGCCCAUGCCCCUGUACUGGGUAUGUUAACUCCAGAUAGCAUGGGGCACAAGGCUGGGGGUCACCGGAUGGUUUUAUGACCCCUGGCAUCCAUACAAACAGCAUUCCUCUAGAAUGUUCCGUCUCCUCUCUGGAUCAUCAGGCUUCCCAAAGACAUGGUCAUUGUUGUGAGGAUUGAUUCAAAACUUGGUUUUGCACUUUUCCAUCAGUAUCAUAUUGAUUGUUAAUGCUUUUUGUCUUUGUUAGGUAGGCAGAUAAGGUUAAUCAUUUGGGGCUCUGUAACCUUGAGUGACAGCUGUCUUAUUCCACUCUGGUUUACCCCAUUACAUAUUCUGUAUCCUAGAUGGAAAGGUACAGUGAUAAUAUGCAGUGCUCUCUAACUAUUAUACCAACACUGAACCACUCACUUCUUCCAUAUUCUGUCUCUGCUGACUUCUGCUCCUGUGUACAGAUGAUGUGCUGCUAUCUGUAGUUGUUUGCUUUCGGUUUUAUUUAUACACAGAUUCUUUCACAUCUUUUUAAACAAAGUCUUCAUAUAUUUUCAUUAAGUCUUCAUGUAUAAUAUGUGAAAUUUGUUUAUUUGAACUACAUGUCCUGUAUUUGCAUUUUGCAUCAUGUCUGUGCACUUAAUGCCUCUAAGUGCUGUAUGCAAAUAUUUGCCACCUGAAAUAGCAUUAAAGUAAAAAACAAUUUUAUAUCGGCGUCUUGUAUGUUCUCACAUUCCUUCGCUCAUUUGGUUGUUUCGAUUUCUCUCAGAUGAAGGGGAAGGUCAUGUGGUGUUUUUUGAUAUUUUGUGCGGGCUCAGAUUUUUUUUGCCACGACACCAUCUGAUUUAAGUUUAACGCCAUGUCAAACUUUGGCAUGAAGGUUAAUUUAUUAAAACAUCUGUCUGUGGAAUCGGGGUGGGGGUGUGUGAAGUGAAACAGCUCUGGUUCUGUCUGUCACUUUGGGUCCAGUUUAAACUUCGGCUCUGACACAGUAGAGUUCAUUCAGCUCAGACUGAGACUGGACUCACCACCAGAAGGCAGUAGGACAGGAUGAAGUGUGUUUGCUUUUGGGGGAUAUUUUUCAUCUGUUUCUCUCUCAGUCAGUUUGGCAGUGCCAGAGUGAUUCCAGAGGAUGUUCCAUAUGAGGAGCCCGCCGCGGUGCCCUACUGGCCGUAUUCCACCACCGACUUCUGGAGAUACGUGGAGCAUUUUCGCAGCCUGGGGGACUACAACCGCAUAAAUGAGAUGGCGAGGGCUUUCUUCGCCCACCAGCAUUUUGGAGAUACCCUCGGCUACGGAGUUCGCGAAGGGCACGAACAUUAGAAAAGAUAACAUGAAAUGAAUCUCUCCAGAUGCCAACGUUAACAUUACUUCACAGAAAAGAAACCCCUAGCUAUUAGUUGAUGUGCAUGGUGCUAGAAAUGAGCCUGAAUUAAAUAUAAUCCUGUAUUAAUUUUAAGCAGUUAUUGCAAAUCGAGUAACGUAAUUUAGUAUGUGUCCUCGCCAAGAAUAAACUUCAAAAUAAUUCAA